CCCACUCUUGGCGUCAUGAUUACCACGAGGUUAGAAUGCGUGAAAAACACACAUGUGGGUUGCCUUGUCAGACCCAGAAAACCGACAGAUCUGUUUUAAAAUACCCGCUUGUUGUUUUCUCUGUUCUUAUUCGGUUUUUAAGGCCCACAUGUUAUAAUUCACAGCAAGACUGAUUAAGACAUUGCCUUGGUAAGCGCGUCUUUAGGUACGGAUUUUUAUUUUAUAGUUUACUAUGUGACCUGGUUCAAAGCGCAUUUAACCAAAUGAGUAUUUCGUGUAAUCAAUCAACAUUAUGCAAAAUAUUCAUAGAUCUGACCCAGACACAUAGGAUGGAGUAUUUGCCUGACUCUAAUGUAAGAUAUAAGGAUGUGGAUUACUGGAAUGAACGGUACCGGACGGAGGAGAGCUUCGAGUGGUUCGGGGACUUUACAAAAUUUGACCAUCUGCUCAGACAGCACGUGGGAACGGAAGAAAACAUUCUGAUGCUUGGUUGUGGCAACAGUGCUCUGAGCUAUGAUAUGUACCGGGCCGGCUACACCUCCAUCACUAAUGUGGAUUACUCCAAUGUAUGUGUGGAGAGCAUGGCGGAGAGACACAAGGACUGCGCUCAGCUCAGCUGGCUGUGCAUGGACGCCCGACGACUGGCCUUCCCCGAUGGUGUGUUUGAUGUAGUUUUGGAGAAGGGAACUCUGGAUGCCAUGCUGGUGGAGGAGAGAGACCCGUGGAAGGUCUCGGAGAACACGGCCCGACUGCUGCACCAGGUUCUCUUGGAGUUGUCCCUUUGGUGGUGUCAAGCCUCUCCAGCCAAUCAGAACAUAUCAGCUUAUGUCCAUAUGAAGAAAACAAAGCAGGUCAGUCGUGUUUUGAAACCCGGUGGCCGUUUCAUCUCUGUCACGUUUGCGCAGCCACAUUUUCGUAAGGGACUCUACGCUCGAGCGGAGUAUGACUGGUCUAUCAAGCACUAUCACUAUGGCAACAGCUUCCACUACUUCCUCUAUGUUCUCACCAAAGGUGAGGAGCUUAGCUCUGAGGAUGCUGCUCUGGAGAGAAGACUGCUUGAUGAAGCUGAGGCUCCAUCCACCAAUAUAAGGUUUCAAGAAGCAGAUUCUGAGGACUUCCUGAAUAACAUUGGAUUAUAGGGAGUUUAACAUCUAUCAAUCAAGAGACUGCUGACAGAAGUUCUACAGCAUACUUAUAUAUUUUUUUUGGCUCCUAGCCUAGCGCAACUAAAAUUACACUUCCUCUCCUUUUUUUUUUUUUUUUUUUGUGAUGUUAAGGACAACAUUACGCUGAAAUAAAACAAAACAACCAGAGUACCCUCCCCUCUGGGAUCCUGUAAACUUUUAGAAUUACAUGUUUGACUUUUACGCCACUCUGUAUCCGUUUAGAAUUGGGUCAGUACUUGGAACAACUAUAUGCUUUUAAACUAUUUCUUUUUAAAUAUCUUGUAUAUUCUUUAAAAGCCUUUUUUUAAACAUGCUUUGAUGUGAAUUUGUACUCUGUUCUGUAUUUUUUCUCUCUCUCUCUUGCCGUCCUAUUUCUCUGUUCAGUUGUGUUGAUUGGUAUGACAAGGUUGAGUGCUUGACACCUGCACAAUUGUGCAGAGACAAAUCUGUCACAAACGCUCCUCAAACAACAAAUAAACAGACAGACAGAAAACAAA
This is a messenger RNA of Carassius gibelio (silver crucian carp), 1663 nucleotides long. RefSeq names its product endothelin converting enzyme 2a (gene ece2a). The record is from RefSeq and is a predicted model, not a curated record. Gene Ontology annotation, molecular function: S-adenosylmethionine-dependent methyltransferase activity. NCBI's taxonomy places the organism in Eukaryota, Metazoa, Chordata, Actinopteri, Cypriniformes, Cyprinidae. The transcript has 5 exons. Bases 264 to 1139 code for a protein of 291 amino acids.